AUGGUUAGCGAUCGACGUAAUUUUGCAUGCUUCUGGGCGGUCCCACUUCUGGUCGUGUCGUUCUUCUCAAUAUUUGCUUUUUACUCAUUCCCGUUCGAAGAUGAAGAUGGCAGAGUUGGAAGCCUCAUCGGCUCUGCUAUCUUUAUUGUGUUGCUUGUAUAUAUUGGGUUGACCGGGCUCGCGACCUUGAUCAAUAUGCUCGUAUGCAUCUUCCGUCUAUUUAAGCAACCUGCACCAUUUGGGUUUGCUGUUGCAGCUAUUCUGCUUAGCUGCGGGCUCUACUGGUUCGGUGAUUUUGGCAUGGCUAUUGUGACAAGGAACACAAUAGGGACGCCUUCGGACCGAAUCAAGGUGCUCUACUAUACAUACUGGGUGGUGGAACGAAUUCCACUAUUCACCUUUUGA
This is a messenger RNA of Alternaria postmessia, 405 nucleotides long. RefSeq lists its product as uncharacterized. The transcript is spliced from 2 exons. The record is from RefSeq and is a predicted model, not a curated record. The coding region runs from base 1 to 405 and encodes 134 amino acids. NCBI's taxonomy places the organism in Eukaryota, Fungi, Ascomycota, Dothideomycetes, Pleosporales, Pleosporaceae.